UACACAUGGACAGGCUGCAUUUUACGCGCCACCUGCUGGUUCCAUCCUCCGCGUGCAGCCUCAGACCCGCCUCCUCCUUUUGUUUGGUUGAUAGAAUGACUUCACAGGCAGAAUGUGAAGAAGCCAGCCCAUCCUGCACACUAUACCCGACCUCAUGUGUUUUUUUGUUUUUUUUUUUCCCACUGCUGUCAGAUGAUGGCACAGAUGUGAUGUGGCACCAGAGGCUCGGACCACCGCGCAUGGUGCAUGGAGCUCCGGGGCUUGCAGGCUGAUCUGAGGCUGCUGAUACUGUAACAUGGACAAUACACAAGAGAACAAAUCAGCUGAUGGCAAGAAGAGCAACUCUGGCACAAAGCAGCCAAUCACAGCCUGUCUUUUGAGCGCGGCCUUUUUCGGCGCCCUGGGGUCAUCCUUCCUGUAUGGCUACAACCUCUCUGUGGUGAAUGCUCCUGCUUCGUACAUUAAAGCUUUCUACAAUAAGACGUGGAUUGAGAGAUAUGGGGAGCCCAUUGGAGCAGAGUCAGUCACCCUCCUCUGGUCCAUCACCGUAUCCAUAUUUGCUAUUGGAGGUCUGGUGGGUGCGCUGUGUGUUUCUUUAAUCAUCAAAGUCCUUGGAAGAAAGGGAACUCUGCUGCUAAAUAACAGCUUUGCAGUCGUAGCUGCUCUGCUGCUGUCUCUGGGUGAGAAGUCACACUCUUUUGAGAUGCUCAUAAUUGGGCGGCUCAUCAUGGGGGUCGACUCUGGUAUAGCCUUAAGUGCCCUCCCCAUGUACCUGGGAGAAAUUUCACCCAGACAUAUCAGAGGAUUCAUCGGUCAGUUCAACUCCAUCCUGAUCUGCUUAGGAGUGUUCACUGGACAAGUACUGGGGCUACCAGAGCUGCUGGGUCAGGAGUCCAGGUGGAACUACCUGUUUGCCUUCCUGGCGUUGCCGGCUUUGCUGCAGCUGUGUGUGUUGCCUUUCCUCCCUGAGAGUCCUCGCUUCCUGCUGAUGGAAAGAAAGGAUGAAGCUGCAGCAGAAAGAGCUUUUCAGAGGUUCCUGGGGAAGAAGGAUGUAUCCCAAGAGCUGGAAGAGGUCCAUGCGGAGGCUCGGGCUCAGGUUAACCUAAACACUAUCACUGUGCUCCAGCUUCUGAGGAACCCAGCUGUGCGUUGGCAGCUCAUCACCGUUAUCAUCACCAUGGCCUCCUAUCAGCUCUGUGGCCUCAAUGCUAUCUGGUACUACACCAAUGGGAUCCUCCGGGAAGCUGGCUUUGCUGAGAACAUUCUCCCCUAUAUAACGCUGAGCACAGGGGCCAUAGAAACUCUGGCUGCAAUCAUCUCUGGCUUAGUGAUUGAACGUAUAGGGAGGAAACCCCUCCUUAUAUUUGGUUUUUCUGCGAUGGCCGUGUUCUUCAGCCUACUUACAGUUUUCCUCAAUUUCCAGAACACCAUGUCAUGGAUGCCCUACCUCAGUUACAUCUGCAUACUGGCUGUGAUCGCAUCCUUUUGCUCUGGUCCAGGUGGGAUCCCAUUCAUCUUGACUGGUGAACUGUUUGAACAGUCUUACCGCCCUGCUGCCUUCAUGAUUGCUGGCACUGUAAACUGGCUGUCCAACUUUGCAGUGGGCCUCCUGUUCCCAUUCAUCCAAGAGGCGCUGCAGACCUUCGCCUUUCUGGUGUUUGUAGUCGUCUGCAUCUUGGCAUCUAUCUACCUCUACAUCAUCCUGCCUGAGACCAAAAAUAAAACCUUUGUGGAUAUUAGUCAGAGUUUUGCAAAAAUCAACAAAAUCCCCGUCCCCACCCCCAGUCAAGAAAUGGAGCUGGUUCUGUCUAUUACGCCCGAGAAGAACGGAAAAGUCCAAGACGUUACCAAGAUGGAAAGUUCCUUCUAAAAGAGCAAAAAAGGGGAACUGGAGUUAAAAUGUAAAAUGAAAUUGUUUGCUGGUUGUAUAUAUUUAUUUAACGUCUAUGAUUAUUACAAUUAAA
This is a messenger RNA of Sphaeramia orbicularis (orbiculate cardinalfish), 1964 nucleotides long. It is a transcript of the gene slc2a9l2, whose product is annotated as solute carrier family 2 member 9, like 2. Gene Ontology annotation, biological process: dehydroascorbic acid transport. The transcript is spliced from 13 exons. Gene Ontology annotation, cellular component: plasma membrane. Bases 296 to 1870 code for a protein of 524 amino acids. The record is from RefSeq and is a predicted model, not a curated record. Gene Ontology annotation, molecular function: D-glucose transmembrane transporter activity. NCBI's taxonomy places the organism in Eukaryota, Metazoa, Chordata, Actinopteri, Kurtiformes, Apogonidae.